This is a messenger RNA of Penicillium pulvis, 3279 nucleotides long. RefSeq names its product alpha-mannosidase (gene ams1). Gene Ontology annotation, molecular function: alpha-mannosidase activity; carbohydrate binding. Gene Ontology annotation, cellular component: fungal-type vacuole membrane. NCBI's taxonomy places the organism in Eukaryota, Fungi, Ascomycota, Eurotiomycetes, Eurotiales, Aspergillaceae. The transcript has 2 exons. Gene Ontology annotation, biological process: oligosaccharide catabolic process; mannose metabolic process. The record is from RefSeq and is a predicted model, not a curated record. The coding region runs from base 1 to 3279 and encodes 1092 amino acids.
AUGGGUGGAGAAGCUCAUGUCACCCCCAUCCUGGCUACCAAGACCCUCCCAGUACUAUCCGAGCGCCCGGUCGGUCAGCGCAUCACGAAGAUCUACACCGACCGACUGAAGCAGUUCACAGAAAAAGGCCAAUAUGCAGGUCAAAAUCUCGUCUCCAAAUUCUUUGAAGCAACCAACUCCGACGAAGACCAUGUCAAGCUAUCAGUGUAUUCGGUCCCCAACCUGGAACGGCCGACGUUCGAAGAAGCAACGUCCCACGAAUUCACACCUACGCAUGUCGGAGAAUCAUUCGGACCCAGCUGGUCUACGCAUUGGUUUCGCAUCAAAUUGACCGUCCCUGAGGAUAUGCGACAAAAAGAACGACUCGAGUUUCACUGGGACGCUCACAAUGAGGGACUAGUAUGGACAGAGGACGGUCAUCCAUUGCAAGGUCUUACCGGUGGCGGCGAACGAAUCGAAUGGAUUAUCCCUGAUGCAUGGCGCGAUGGAAAGGAACACACAUUUUACAUCGAAAUGGCUUGCAAUGGCAUGUUCGGAAAUGCUCCCGGGGGCGACUCGAUCCAACCGCCGAAGCCGGACAAGUCGUACCAACUCACGACAGCACGAAUUACCGCUGUGAAUCUGGCCGCACGCGCACUCUUUUACGAUUUCUGGAUUAUCGGUGAUGCUGCUCGCGAGUUCCCUGGUGACUCUUGGGAGGCACAUGAGGCGAAUGUGGUCGGAAAUGCUAUCAUCGAUGCUUUCACUGCAGGCAAUGGAAGCCAAGAGUCCAUCCUUGAGGGCAGAAAAAUCGCUCAAAAGUAUCUUGGUGACAAGGUGGAUUCUUCGGAUGUCUAUAAGGCAGACACGAAUCCAUUUGUGUUUGCCAUUGGCCAUUGCCACAUUGAUACUUGCUGGCUGUGGCCCUGGGCAGAGACUAAGCGGAAGGUCGCGCGCUCCUGGUCGAACCAAUGCGAUUUGAUGGAUAGGUACCCAGAGCACCGAUUCACUUGCUCACAGGCUCAGCAAUUCAAGUGGCUUCAGCAAUACUAUCCGUCAGUGUUUGAUCGUGUGAAGCGGUGGGUGCGAAAAGGCCACUUCCAGCCAAUUGGUGGUAGUUGGGUCGAGCAUGAUACCAAUAUGCCAAGUGGAGAGUCUUUGGUCAGACAGUUCCUCUACGGUCAAAGAUUCUUCGAGAGUCAUUUUGGCAAGCGAUGCUCGACUUUCUGGUUGCCAGAUACGUUUGGUUACUCCACUCAAAUCCCCCAGAUUUGCCGCCUCGCCGGAAUGAGUCGCUUUUUUACUCAGAAGUUAAGUUGGAAUAACAUCAACACUUUCCCUCACACCACUUUCCAGUGGGUUUCGUUGGACGGUAGCCAAGUGCUGUGCCACAUGGCUCCUGCAGAGACAUAUACUGCUGAAGCUCACUUUGGUGAUCUUAAGCGCAGUGUCACACAGCAUAAAUCAUUGGAUGCCGACAAGUCUUCCUUGCUAGUCUUUGGCAAAGGAGAUGGUGGCGGUGGGCCCACCUUUGAACACCUUGAGAAGCUUCGUCGCUGUCGUGGCCUUAGUGACAAGAUCGGUACUCUUCCCCGAGUCAAGAUGGGCGAGUCAGUUGACGACUUCUUUGACAAGCUGGAAGCAGCCGCUGCAGGUGAUACCCAGUUUGCCACAUGGUAUGGUGAGCUCUACUUCGAGCUCCACCGAGGUACAUACACUACCCAGGCCAACAAUAAGCGCAACAAUAGAAAGUCCGAGUUUUUGCUUCGAGAGAUCGAGCUUUUGGCUACAUUGGCUACCAUUCGUGGCAAUGAUGAGGAUUACCGGUACCCAAAGAAGGAGAUUGAUGGGAUGUGGGAGAACACUCUUCUUUGCCAAUUUCAUGACUGUCUGCCCGGUAGCUCAAUCGAGAUGUGCUAUGAUGACUCCGACAAACUCUAUGCUGAGGUUUUUAAAACUGGGACCAAAUUGCGCCAGGAUGCUCUGGCGGCCUUGGGAAUCACUAGUACCCUACGAAAUGAAGCCCUAGCGGCUAUCAACACCUUGCCUUGGUCUCGGUCGGAAGUGGUCAAGAUCCCUGAGUCUAUUAACACGGCUUCUGGUUCUAAGUACGCACUUAUCGACGGUAAGAUGGGUGUGGUGUCAUGCCAAGACGUUAAUUUCCAGACCACCAGCUCGGUGACCAUAGCAGAAACUCAACCUGGAGUUUUCCGUCUUGAUAACGGCAAGCUCAGGGUUGAUGUCCAAGAUGGAGUCAUUACUUCAUUGUUUGAUGUCGAGGCCCAAAGGCAAAUCAUCGCAAAAGGCGGCAAGGCUGGUCAACUAGUGAUCUUUGAUGACAAGCCUCUGUAUUGGCAAGCUUGGGAUGUCGAGGUCUUCCACCUAGAAUCACGAAAGGAGCUUCCUCGAGGCAAGACUGUCAUUGCAGAGAACGAUCCCCACCGAGUAAGCUUGGUGACGGAGACCAAGAUCAGUGAUAAGAGCUGGAUCAGAACCACCAUCAGUUUGUCGGCCUCGGUAUCCUCCGAGCCCUCAUAUAUUGAAUUUGAAAGCGAGGUUGAGUGGCGGGAGACCAUGAAGUUCCUCAAGGUUGAGUUCCCCGUUGAUAUUACCAACACUGAAGCCUCCUAUGAGACUCAAUAUGGUAUCAUUCGUCGCCCGACCCACUACAACACAAGCUGGGACAUGGCCAAGUUCGAAGUCUGCUGCCACAAAUGGGCAGAUCUUUCUGAGAACGGAUACGGUGUUUCGGUUCUCAAUGACUCGAAGUACGGGUUCGCAACAUGCGGCAACCUCAUGCGUCUCUCGCUACUCCGUGCUCCCAAGGCUCCAGACGCCCAUGCAGAUAUGGGCCGCCAUCGCAUCCGCUACGCCAUCCUUCCACACGCUGGUCCGCUCGACGAGCGUACCAUUCGUGCCGGUUACAACUUCAACCAGCCGCUUGUUGUUGAGAAGGUCAGUUCCCAUGCGGUAAACCACGUUGACUUCAGUGGCGUUUCGAUCGAGGGCGCACCUUCCGUGAUCUUGGAUGCCUUCAAGCGAGGUGAAGAUGAUGAGGAUGUUUCCACUGGGGAGAUCGCUGCUCGUAGUGGAAGGAGUGUCAUUAUUCGUGUUUAUGAGUCGCUUGGUGGUAAAGCUCUUGGAGCUAUCAAGAGUACUUUCCCUGUCAAGCGAGUCUGGAAAUGCAAUGUCCUCGAGGACGAUGAGGAAGAAAUGGAUUUCGUGCAGAUGGUUGAUAGCGUUGAGGUGGGCUUUACGCUACGGGCAUUCGAGAUCGCUACUUUCCGAUUGCAGCUGUGA